Peronospora farinosa is the source of this 333-nucleotide messenger RNA. The record is from the annotation of a GenBank genome assembly. Lineage: Eukaryota; Oomycota; Peronosporomycetes; Peronosporales; Peronosporaceae.
AUGGAGCAGCCUGUGGAUAAGGAGACAGCUAAGGCUCAGUUUCGCUCGUCACGUCUGUCUUGGAGCAAUCAAGCUGAACACAAAUUGAAACAAGAGCUGAGCGACAUUGCGAUCGCCAAAUGCCACAGCGUCGCAGAAAAAUUUGCCGAAUGUGCUAAAGCCAAUGGUCUCCUGGUUGUCUUCAAGUGCCAGGACCAUAAUAAGGCUCUAAACGCCUGUCUGCAUCAGUAUACAAACGACGAACAGUUUGAGAUUUACCGCCAGAAGCGCGAGAAGACCAUGUCUGGAGAGGAGAAGACCAUGUCUGGAGAGGUGAAGACCAGUUCCAUGUAG